Molecule: messenger RNA, 384 nt
Organism: Suillus subalutaceus
Lineage: Eukaryota; Fungi; Basidiomycota; Agaricomycetes; Boletales; Suillaceae
Exons: 2
Coding region: 1-384 (127 amino acids)
Source: RefSeq, a predicted model, not a curated record
AUGGUCGCUUGGCUUACAAGACAGGAGAAGGUCGCACUAUUCCACCAAUAUCUGGAGAGGCAGGAAAGAGAAGAACAAGGGUCAGAUCAUGAUUUGCAACAUUCCCCUCAGACGAUUUCUCUAACAAAAUACCCCUCACACCAAGGGCAAACCUUACAAAAUAUAAUGCUCACUCAUCGUUGUCCAGGUUUGGUUGAUGAUCUCAAAGUGUUUCUCAACAAAUGCCAAUCCAAAAGAGCUGGCGCCACUCUCUUGAGUAGAAGGACAGUUGAGUUGAGUAACGUACCCUUCGACAAGUUGGACGUAUUUCAUGCCUUCAAGUUUGCUCGUGAAGAAUUGGGAGAUGAUGCUAUAGAUAUGAAGCAGGAAAAGGAUUGGGUAUGA